AUAGUGUGAAAUGUGUGUGUGGUGUUAUUAAAUUCCUUAUAGAAUAAGAUGGAUCUAGUUUUUAAAUGUCAGGAAAUGGCUUAAUAUUUAUUUAUUGCCUCCUCACUUUUAAAGACUCUCAUGUCCUUUUAAAUCUAUACCUAUAUGGAUCAUUGAGCAGAAGUGUUAUUUAUUACCACAACUAAUUGUUAUUGAAAUUAUCGUAUAAAAUGGUGCAAAGUUAUAAACGAGAACCAUGUGGAGCGAAUAAUAGUAGUGUCGUAAUGUAAUACAUUAAUCGUUAAUUGACUGGGGGUGUCCCCGCAGCAUGGGCCAGCAGCCUCAGUCUCCAUUACAGCGCAGCAUGAACCCCAGUACUCCCAGCGCCCGCUCGUCGGGAUAUCACCAGAAGGCCAUGGAGGAAAUCCACAAUUCACUAUUGCCUUUCGCAAAAAGCAGUGGCAGUGGUGAAGUUCUGAGCUCUAGUGCUGCCAGCUCCAUAUCCACUCUCUCAGCUACCAGCGGCGUAUCCUCCAUGAGUACCGCUUCCGGUAGUAACGGUACUACCGACCUCUAUCAGCUGCGACAAAUGCUCGCGCAACUUUUAACUAUGGGAUAUUCAGAGGACUGUUCGGUGCGAGCUCUUCAAAUUUCUGGCUUCCGUUUAGAAGGAGCGAUUGAUUACCUUCUUAAGCAACAACUUGACGCGAAUUCAAAAACAAGCUACAAAAAAUUAAUUCGCAAGCCAAGUAUCGAACGCGAACUGGGCCUACGAGGCAGUCCUGCGGUUGAUAGCGGCGCGGGGAGCUCACGGUCCGAUAGUCCUCGUCUCGCCGAACUGCAUCCACCUGCCAGUCGCCAAUAUUCUCCGAGUAAUUUUAAUGAACCUCCCCCUCCACCGCCUCCCAGAAAUACUCCUCCCCCACCUCCGCCGCAUGUCGCUUACCAACCCGUGCCUAGCAACGUACAGCAGUUAUUUAAGAGAAUGUCACCGGCACCGGCUUUACCAUCUAGAGCCCCGCCAGCUCCACCCUAUAGUUCUACGUCUUCUCAACAAAGGGGCACUAGUCCAGUUAGUAGCAUUUCAUCAUCGUCUGCUCGUCAGCCAAUGGUAGUUCAAAACGGACCCCAAGUACAACAGCAACUGUCGCAACAAAUCCAAGCAUUGAGUUUAUAUCAGAGUACAUCAUCAGCAUCGGAACCUCCUCCACCUUAUCCACUUAUACCACAGUCUCCAUCAGUAGCACCACCUCCGCCGCCUUCCUAUUCUGCAUCUAUACAAAAUAGGCAAAGUCCUACUCAGGACUUUAGGAAAAGUCCGUCGUCUGGAAUAUAUUCCGGAGGAACAUCAGCCGGAUCGCCCAGCCCUAUUCCCGUAGCAACAACUACCCCCACAGCUCUGGCUAGGCCUACGCCCCUGCAGGCUUGGGGCGCACGGCAAGCCAAGACCCAGCCUCCGAUUAUUAUGCAAUCUGUGAAAAGUACACAGGUACAAAAACCAAUCUUGCAGACCGCUAUAGCGCCCACGUCGCCUCAAAUUUCCGCUUCGCCCACUAGUACAACUCCACCCGCUGCAACCGUACCUCCGCCUUCAUACACAGCUUCGAUUCAACAGAAACAUCAGCAGCAACAACAACAACAACAAGCACAGCAUUUGUCAAAACCUGUCGCAGCUCUCCCUACAAAUGUAUCGCCAUCUUCAACUACAAACGGUAACAAUACGUCACCGUUGGUCGUACCCACCACCGAGCCACCUAGUUAUGCGAGUACAAUGCAAGCUAAGGCUGAAGCUAAAGCAAAAGCGGUACAAAGAGGAAUUGCGAUUCCCCCGUUACCUUAUUCAACUGGUAGCGGAGAUGACAGUUUAGCUCAGGUGGCGACGGUAGAAUCGGGAAUUACUCCAAGAACAUCGCCUCAAAUACAUGCGCCUCUUCAAAGAAAAUAUUCACCAGCGAUGCCUUCAGAAAACAUUCAUUGCCGUUCAGACAGUCCUCACUCGGCCUCAUCUAGUGAAGGCAGGCACUCGAUUCCAGAUUUAAGCGGAGCUCCUCCUCUGCCACCUACGUUAUCAUCGUCGGUCACUUCGAAGAACAAGCAGAAUGUGCCGUCUGUUAAUGGUAAAGCAGAACAUAAGGAAAACAACCCGCCGCCCCCUCAACUACCACCUUAUAAAAAAAUUAAACACCAGUCGCCCAUUCCGGAACGGAAGAAGAUCAGCAAAGAAAAAGAGGAAGAAAGAAGGGACGGCAAAGUGAAAAAUUAUUCGCCGCAAGCUUUUAAGUUUUUCAUGGAGCAGCACAUCGAGAAUGUAAUCAAAGCUUAUAGACAACGAAUCUUCCGGCGUCUUCAAUUGGAGAACGAAAUGACAAAGAUCGGACUAAGUCCAGAGGCACAGUGUCAAAUGCGGAAAAUGCUUUCUCAAAAAGAAUCUAAUUACAUACGACUGAAAAGGGCCAAAAUGGAUAAGAGUAUGUUCACAAAAAUCAAACCGAUCGGUGUGGGGGCAUUUGGAGAAGUUACUCUAGUACGAAAAAUCGACACAAAUCAUUUAUAUGCUAUGAAGACAUUACGAAAAGCUGAUGUGCUUAAGAGAAAUCAAGUGGCACACGUUAAAGCCGAAAGGGAUAUCUUGGCCGAGGCAGAUAACGAAUGGGUUGUCAAAUUAUAUUAUUCGUUUCAAGACAGCGAUGUCCUUUAUUUUGUCAUGGAUUAUAUACCUGGAGGCGAUCUUAUGUCACUAUUAAUUAAACUGGGAGUGUUUGAAGAGCCUUUGGCGAGAUUUUACGUGGCAGAAUUAACAUGUGCUAUCGAGAGCGUUCAUAAUAUGGGUUUCAUUCAUAGAGAUAUCAAGCCGGACAAUAUUUUGAUUGAUAGAGAUGGACACAUCAAACUAACCGAUUUUGGAUUGUGCACAGGUUUUCGUUGGACACAUAAUUCAAAAUAUUAUCAACCGAAUGGUGAUCACAGCAGACAGGAUUCCAUGGAGCCGAUGGAAGACUGGAACAACGAAGAAUGCCGAUGUAAAGCAAUGAAGCCGUUAGAGAGGCGACGUCGCCAGGAGCAUCAGCGAUGUCUUGCACACUCGUUGGUCGGCACACCGAAUUACAUUGCUCCUGAAGUGUUGCAACGCACUGGAUACACGCAACUCUGCGAUUGGUGGAGUGUCGGCGUGAUAUUGUACGAGAUGCUUGUGGGUAGUCCACCUUUUCUAGCCAAUACUCCUGCCGAGACUCAAUUUAAGGUGAUAAACUGGGAAACUACGUUACACAUACCGAAGCAAGCCAACCUUUCAAAAGAAAGUACGGACUUGAUAUUGAAGCUGUGUACGAACGCGGAUAAGCGAUUAGGAAAAAAUGCGACCGAAGUAAAAGCGCAUCCAUUCUUUAGCGGGAUUGAUUUCGAAAAGGGUCUCAGGCGACAACCUGCUCCUCAUAUACCAAAAAUCGAUUAUCCAACCGACACGUCUAACUUUGAUCCGGUCGAUCCUGAUAAAUUGCGCAAUUCGAAUUCAAUCGAUUCCAGUGCAUCAGACGAAAUCCUGGACUCGUCGCGACCUUUUCACGGAUUUUUUGAAUUUACAUUUCGUCGAUUUUUCGACGAUGGUGGCGGACCUGUCUUCAACAGGAUUAAUCUCGACGAUACAAGCGAUAAUCAAGGACCUGUAUACGUGUGACGCGUUCUUUGGUGGAUGCAUAAGAAAUAUUGUCCUUGCUGUAUCCGUUCUUCUUGCCAUUUCGAAAAUUGCUCCGCGCUUAAAAGGGAAGUAGAAAAAUAUUACCCUGUCUACUUCUUGAAAUCGAUUUUUUUUAAAUAAGCGUUUGUUUCAUUGACGGAUGAUCGAAUGUUUAUGAUGAAAGAUUAAUCGUUAACAAUAGUUUGUUUAACACUGUUAACAAUAAUUACAUAUUAUUAUUUGUUUGAUCAUCUAUUUGCUUUCACGAUUACUAUUAUUAAGCAUUUUACUGUAGGUGUUCAACAAAACCAGAAACCAAAGUAUAGGUGUUAGAUUAUACCCCAACAAGAGAAAAUUUUGUUUUUAAAACAAAAAGCAAAAAAUUAACGAAAGUAGUAAAACCGGUGUAUUUCCUAUCUUAUGUUUACAGAGAAAAAAAUACAUAAAGCUAAUAACGACAAGAUAAUUAAAGUAUCUUUAUAUAUAUUAUGAGUUGUAGGGUGGUCNAUCAGUAU
Messenger RNA from Agrilus planipennis (emerald ash borer), 4167 nucleotides. RefSeq names its product serine/threonine-protein kinase Warts (gene wts). Gene Ontology annotation, biological process: G1/S transition of mitotic cell cycle; positive regulation of apoptotic process; peptidyl-serine phosphorylation. The transcript is spliced from 11 exons. NCBI's taxonomy places the organism in Eukaryota, Metazoa, Arthropoda, Insecta, Coleoptera, Buprestidae. The record is from RefSeq and is a predicted model, not a curated record. Bases 308 to 3652 code for a protein of 1114 amino acids. Gene Ontology annotation, molecular function: protein serine/threonine kinase activity; protein binding; ATP binding.